Schistosoma intercalatum is the source of this 1098-nucleotide messenger RNA. Lineage: Eukaryota; Metazoa; Platyhelminthes; Trematoda; Strigeidida; Schistosomatidae. The record is from the annotation of a GenBank genome assembly.
AUGCAUUUUCAGAAGAUAUCAAUUACACAAGGACUUCAUGUGAGCAAAUUCAAUGAAAUUAUUUCAAUGAAAAAACUGAAAUCCAUUUGUCCUCAGAUCGAUUGGAGUUAUUUAUUGAAAGAAUUACUGAAACAAAUUGGAUAUGAAAAAUCCAAGCAGCUAUCAAUCAUUGUAGAAGGACGAUAUCAGCUUAAACAUCGUUGUGAAUUAUAUGGUGAUGUAAUGAAAACAAAAAAUGAUAAAAGUGCAUUUCGUACAAUCAUUAUUAUGGAUUUUUUGAUUAAUCAAUUGUUGCAAUCCAUGAACCUCAGUCCCACUGGAACAGACAAUAAUUCGUAUUCAUCUUCACAGCCACAUUUUGAUGAGCAAUGUAUAAAUCGGUUGAAGGAUGCAUUUCCAUGGACGCCUGAAAGACAUUAUAUCCGUUCGCAUGUAAACGAAACACACAUAACAGAGGUGAUCAAUAUGUUUAAUGAAAUUAAACUCACUGUAAUUGACUCAAUAUCAAAACUCAACUGGUUGGGUGAGACAGAAAAGCCAUUUUUGCAAGACAAGGUUUCAAAACUGAGCAUAUUUGCCUUGUACUCCAAUCAAAAUGCUUCUCAACAAAAUGAAAAUCUCUCAACAGUAUUCCUAAUGGUUUAUUUAAACCAGGUCAGUAAUUUAAUGAUAUUCCAUCUAUCUCCUUUAGAAUUACCGAUAUUUACAACUCGCGCUUAUUACAAUAUAAAUGCAAACCGUGUUUAUGUGAAUGCUGGAGUGUUGCAACCUCCACUUUAUUAUGAAAAUGGUAGUUUAGCUUCGAAAUUUGGAGCACUUGGUUGGAUUAUAAGUCAUGAGAUCAUGCACGGAAUAGGUAUCCAAGGUGUACUGUUUGAUUCAGCUGGUACUAGUCUAACUGGUUUGACUGGUCUUAUGUUAUCUUCUGUGAUAGAAACCAAAACUUCAUGUAUUAGUGAUCAAUAUAGACUUUAUGAAUUUACCGAUUACAAAGCCCUUCAAACCGAUACACGAGAUGAAAUUUUAGCCGAUAUUGGAGGUUUAAAAGCGUCUUACUAUGUAAGUACAUUUAUGCAACUUAUAAGAAAUGUCUAUUAA